Messenger RNA from Paramuricea clavata, 8318 nucleotides. The record is from the annotation of a GenBank genome assembly. NCBI's taxonomy places the organism in Eukaryota, Metazoa, Cnidaria, Anthozoa, Malacalcyonacea, Plexauridae.
GCAAUUGCUAGAUAGUAUACUCCAAAAUAAGGUUUCCGUUUUUAUAUCAAUUUUUAAAAAUUUUUAAAGUAAGUUAGGGUUAGGGUUUAGAUUAGGGUUAGUAUUAGGGUUUAGUUUUGCGUUAGGAUAGUUUUUUCUACGUUAUACUGAAAACGGAAACCUUAUUUUGAAGUAUACUAUCUAGCGAUCACCGUAUGAUUAGUUGCUUUGCUUGUAGGCACGUGGCAUCCCAUCAUGCAUCGCAACAUAGUCUUUUGCCCGGAUAACUCAUUUACAUAAGAUGCGUUGACCUCAGUUCAAUGAUUUGAGACAAAAUGCCUUAUGUGAAUAUUACAUGACGUAACAGGUGACCGCACGUGUUUACGGGCUCACUUCUCGUCCAAUAUUGUUGUUGUCAAGGCAUCGUAAACAAUGAAAAGUGGGAUUUUUAAACUUUUGGGGAAAACUUUAAGUUUUUAAUAAUUUUUUCCACAAUGAGUCGCUUGUACGACACCAUAGAGCCAUCUGUUAUCGACGAACAGAUGCUCAAAGAAGCUGUGGAAGAUCAGGGGCCGAAAGGGGAGGCCGGUCGCAUAGCAAAGCAAGAAGGAAUUGAUUUCGAUACAGUCCUUGCACUAAGAUUGGAUUAUCGCAGUAAGAGAUUGCUUUGUUUUCAGUGCGAGAUUUACAUGUAUUGUGGUAAACGAGCAUGCCUAUAUUAUUGCAUUUACUCAUAAAAUAAGGUAGAGGGUUUCAUUCCUAAACAUGUCCAAUAGAAAAAUGCACUUAUAGCAGGGUUGGCAAAUGUUCUUAUAUUAGUUGUUCUUAUAUGUUCUUAUAUUAUAUAAGAAUAUUUUUUUGGGAGGCAAAAAUGUUCUUAUAUUUUCUUAUAUUAUUCUCAUUAAUUAUUCUACUUCGAAGUUCUAAAUUUUAACUAUUUGACAUUCAUCCUGAAAGUAAGAUAUACAGAUAAUAGUCGUAUAAAUACAGCAUUGAUAACUAUUUUUAAAAUUUUGAAAGCCAAGACGUUACAGCAACAUCUAAAAUUGAAGUUGAAUCGUCAUUUUAGGAUUUUGGAUGAUGUCAUAAUAUGACGUCAUCAAAGUUUUUGAAAAUGUUCUUAUAUUGCAAAAAAUGUUCUUAUAUUAAUAUAAGAAAUAAGAACAUUUUAUUUUUGAAAAAAUGUUCUUAUAUCCAACCCUGACUUAUAGGUCCUCUGGCAGUAAUCGAACAUGUGACCUUGCAACUACGGUGCAGCGCUCUAACCAACUGAGCUACAGAGGCCAGUUGUCGAGCUCUAACCACAAGUUCAUGUAUAUAUAUAUAAUACUUAGGUGAUGCCAAUGUAAAGUGUUAUUGUUGUUUGUUUUGAUAUGACAAAUAAAUAUGCCUCAGCAGGGAUUGAAUCUGCAAAUAUCUUCACUAAGCCUUUGAAAAUAUUAUCAUUUUUUUGUACCUGAGUAAUCGCUUAUCACUGAACAUACACACACACACACACACACCAAUCAAAAGCAUGCUGUAAUAUUUAUGCUGAAUUGCACCAAUCAGAUAUUUGCAUUACUCGGGUAUGGUAAAGGCCAAAAUUUCAUGAUACGGCCAGUCAUAUCCGAUUUUUAUCCUGGCAUAUAUACUCGAAUAAAUGUGUCACCAUAAACUGAUGAACAGAAAUAGUAGCAUCAGAAGUUGUCUUCAUAUGCCAGAAUGACAAUUGUGUACGAUUAGUUGUAUCGUGUGAAUGGGCCUUAAUUAAAGUUGCAACUUGUGCUCUGUGAAAAUACUACAAAAUGCCUCAAAUGACCACAAAUAACCAUUAACAUCAUAACCUUAGAAUGCAUUUUUCAGAUAUUCUCAAGAUAGACAAUAUGUGGAAUUUCGUUUCGCUGACAAAACUUCAAAUGGACAAUAACAUCAUUGAAAAGAUUGAAGGACUGGAAAAACUUGUAAACCUUGAAUGGCUUGGUAAUAAUGGAAUUAAAAAGAUUUGAUGAUUUUACCCUCAAGUUUUCUAUCAUUAGCAAAUUAAAAAAUAUCAUGGUGUACAUCAGUGGCGCAGCCAGCCCGACAAUUUGGUCAGGCGUAAGAAAACAAAUACCUGUCCCGACCGACCCUAUUUUUUUCCUGCCGAACCUAUUAUUUUUUCAACGCGAUUGACCGUGCGACCCUAUUUUCUCCAGGUGGUUGCGGGCUGCUCAUACAGCGUGCCAAAAUGGCGUCUGUUGUCACAAUAAUUAUUGAACCAAAUUCACAAAUUGCCUCAAUUCGUCCAUAGGAAAUACGCACCUCUAUUUAAUAUUGAUGUUGGGACUCUACUGCAAAUCGCCCAGCAAAAAAAACGGCAAAACCAUGAAAAAAAUAUUCAAAAAAACAACUUUUUUCCAACCUACCGACCCUAAUUUUUCAUGAUAUGAAACUGGAACCACAGGUAUUUUUUUUUACGCCUCAUGCUAUGCAAAUAUUUUUGUGUUCAUAAACUGUGAAAACAAUCAAUUUCUAAAGAAAUGAAUGAUGAUUUGAAAUUUGCAUAGCAUGACCAAAUUGUCGGGCUGGCUACGCCACUGGUGUACAUCAUAAUUUAUUCACGAUCCCCUAAUUGAAUUCAGACUUAAAUUAAUCAAAUUACUAUGGUUCAUUGCAGACACUUUCUUAAUUAUAUCAUAAGCAGAAAUACAUCCUGCUGUGCUAUUUUAUCUAACUGUGUACUGCUGGAUAGAUUUAUUCAUUAAGGGGAAAGUGUUAGCUAGGCUAUCUACCUUUGUUUCUUGUUAAUCCACAAAGCUGCGAUGUGCCCUACUACACUAAAUUUAGUUAUUUACUCUGUCCAGUGCCAGCAAUCUCCCCUUGACAAGUGAAAUUGUCUGGGGUUAGACAGAGUAAAAUAAUAAAGUAGGGCACAUCAGGGCACAACUCUGGCCUUGACGAGUAAAAUCAUCUGGCAUUAGACAAAGUAAAAUUAAUAAAAUAGCACACUUUUGAGUGCAUUGCAGCUCAAUGGGUUAAAAUUGACAAGUGUGGAAAAAAUAUUGUUUUCGAAAAAAUAGGUACGCCAAGUGUACACGCAAAAUAGUCACUUUAAAACAAGUACAAAUGCCUUCAUUAUUGCAGAUCAAACAUUUUCUAUUCUCACAUAAACUUUGUGUUUAUCUACCUGACAGAUUUAUCAUUUAACAACAUCGAGGUGAUCGAAGGCCUUGAUACGCUAGUAAAACUUCGAGACCUGACCUUAUUUAACAACAGAAUAACUAGAAUAGAAAAUAUGGACACACUGGUCAAUCUUCAUGUUCUGUCAAUUGGCAAUAAUAAUAUCAAAGGUCUAGAAAAUGUAAGUAAAAUAGUUUUACUUCAAUAUGACUUUUCUGUUUUGUGGAAAAGAGCAUGAAAAGGCGUACUGGGCGGGGGCAGUUGUCCCCCAAUCAAAAUCAAGUCGGGCUAAUGGUGUCCGUCACCCUCUUGAGAAGUCCAGCACCACCCUACAAAAUCAGCUUGAACAUACAUUUUCUCCUUUUUGAAUAGCGCCGGUUAGCGGAACUUCUACUGUUAGCCUGUGUUGAUUUCUUGAAACGAUUUUAAUUGAUUUGUGAGCUCACGAGAAAAUACUCAGAAAGUUUUAGUUAAACAUGAUAUUUAAAUAUGUAAACAUGUCGAGGUUGUUAUACACCAUAUUUUCAAAUAUACUGUAUUUGAACAAGCACAUUUACUGUACUGUGCUAUACCAACUGUCCAGUCACGCAUACGUGAUAAAAAGCUGAUAUAUUUCAUAUAAACAAAAGAUAAUGUAAAACAUAACAGAACGGCGAACAUGCAGAUUGGGCCGUCUCAAGUAAUGGUAAUGUUGGGAUAGUAGCGUUGCAGACUGCAGAGGAGAGUGGGCAGUAAGGCUCCCUCGUGCACCACCCCAUGGAAAACCUGCACCCCUCCUUGCAGAUGAGGCUAGAUCUGCCUCUGAUAGCAAAGCUUUCGAUUCUUCACUAGUGCAAAUACAGUAUAUAAUGAAUAAGUUAUCUAUAUCUUCUAGGUUGUCUAUUUACGAAAUUUCAAAAGUUUAAAGACACUGAACUUAAGUGGAAAUCCUUUCUGUCAAGAUCAAAAUUAUCGUCCCUAUGUGAUCGCUCAUCUCUCGUAUCUUGUCUAUCUUGAUUUUCGCUUGAUUGACGCGCCGGGUAGGGACGCAGCGCUAGAACAGUAUAGGUACGCAAUUGAGGAAAUCGUUCAUAAUGAAACGUUGGCACAGAAAGUCCUUGAAGAAAAACUGGAGGAAGAAACGAAAACCAAACUUCACAAGGUAAACUAGAAAGCACGGAUUUGACAGUCACACCACCUUGUUUUAGCUGUUCUUAAUAGAGGAUUCAAGCUAUGGACUAAAUUUUGAUCUCGGCAAGAAGAACAAAAUCCACCACCACAGCUAGAAAGAGAUGUUGAAAUUAGUAAAAUUGCAAAGUUUCGCCGCGAAAUGUUGUAAAAUGCAGAAAAUAUAGCCAUGCGAAAUUUGCAAAUUUUGUAUUAAUUUGUAUUACGCGCGGGAAAAUGCACCACAUUUGGGCCGAAAAAUGGUACAUUUUCCCGUGCGUAAUACAAAUUAAUACAAAAUUUGCAAAUUUCGCAGGCCAAACUUUGCCAUUUUACUAAUUUUAACAUGCUCUUUCUAUCUGUGGUGAUGGAUUUUGUUCUUCUUGCCUUGAUCAAAAUUUAGUCUAUAGCUGGGAUCAUUUACUGUCUCCCUUACACUAUCAUGCAAUCAUACUAUAAUCUCAGCAAAAUAUAUGAUUGUGUACCUUUUGAUUUUAACAGUCGGCAUAUGUCGAAGAUAUGGAUGGCAGCAAGUUGUUUGACAGUAUGAUACACGACGACCCGGAAUCAUCCAAACUUUCAGCUUUACCAGGAGUUGAAGACAUUUUAGAAGAGUAUCCUUUGCAAUCGUGAAGUGUCCCUGGUUUACACUAUCAAAGUUUCUGUGAUCACAGUAGGAAUUUUGCAUUGGGAAAUUAUACGUUUUGACGAAUUUGUAAGAAAUGAGGGAACUGACUCAAUGUCUACUGUUAAGUCAGUUUCCUCAAACAUUUCUUACAAAUCCUUCAAAACUUAGAAUUUACCUAUGCAAAAUUCCUACUGUGAUCACAGAAACUUUGAUAGUGUAUUAAAAUCAACCUUUAGUCAACUGUGAACAGCCAGCAAAAGUUUUGCCAUUACAAAAAGUUUGGGCUCAUAGUAUGGUGUGCGAUAACUUGUCUCUCAUAAACAAGAGGACGUUUACUCGCUGACGUGCAUCCCAACAUAUCGCAGGCAUUGUGAUUAUUUCCUUUACUGCAUAAAUACAGAUAUAAAGAGACGUUCAUGAAUUUGUGUCAAGAAAUGUUCAAUUUAGGUCUUAAAGAACACGAGAAGAGGGAGGAAGAGAUCAACUCAUUUUUCGGCAGCAUCAGAGAGGCGAGAGAGGAGAAUAAAAAUCAAGGAGUGAAAUGUAUUAACGACUACUCCGAGUAUAAAAAGAAGGUAUGUGGGUAGGUAGAUAUGGGUAGGUAGGUGGGUGACCAGGUGGGUUGGUUGGAGGGUGGGUGCGUGGGUGGGUGGGUGGGUAGGUAGGUACUGUAAGUAAGUGGGCAUCGAUCAAUCCUAGGUAGGUAGGUGGAUGGGUGAGCAGGUAGGUGGGUGGUAGGUAUGGGUAGGUAGGUGGAUGGCCAGGUAGGUAGGUGGGAGGGUAGGUAGGUAAGUGGGUGGAUGCACCAAUCGAUCCUAGGUACGUACAUGGGUAGGUAGGUAGAUAGAUGGAUGGAUCGAUCCUACCUAUCGUUCGGUUGGUUGGUAGGUUACCUUGGUCUGAAUUCCCUGUAGUACCUACUUAGGUUGGUUGAUAGGCAGGCAGGUAGGUAAGUGGAUACUGUCGGUAAGAUUGGUAGGUGGAAGGGUGGGGAGAACUUUAUUCAAAAUACCACACUGACUUCAUCCUUCCACUCUUAUGCAAAGUGGCUUACAUAUACAACUUUGUAUUGUUGCUUCUUGUCUAGGUCCUGCAGGAAAUUGCAAAUCUGAAUGAAAACUUCAUCAUCGAACGACUAACAAAUGAACUAAGUGACGAGAUAAUGAAAGUAUGGGACACUCUGAUGGGUCUGGAACUACAGUUAGUCGAUCAGCUAGAGGAGACGAUCAAAGACUUCGAAAGAAACCUAGCAGAUAUGUAUGCUGGAUUUCUGGAACAAAUACGAGCACAAUAUCCUUUUAUAUUGCCUGUUGCAUGUAUCUAGUUCUUCUAAAUAACUCCGCUCUGGGAAUGAGGGCCAUAGUGUUACUACAUGAGGGAAGUAGGAAAGUAACGAAACCUAAACUAAACAAAGUUUAUUUUAUUCAGAUAGCAGAGGUGGAAAUUAAAUGUUUUUUUUUCUUUUUGGGAACCUAGGUUUGGGGCUAAAACUUUUCUGCAAAAGAUUGCAGUAAGUAGGGAAAAAUAACAAAACUGUCGUUUGUGACUGUCUUAAUUAAAGUGUUGUCGUGUGAAACAAUAAGUCUUUAACUUCUAAGAGUAGACUGACAAAGCAUACAAGAUAAAUCCUGAAGUAAUCAUAGUAGUUACAGUCUAACAGAAUUAAAAAUAAAUUUCCUACUGCAGGCUAGAUGAAUAUUUUUUAUUAAACGUUUCUACUCACUGUGAUUUAGGUAUCGAGUUGGUAGAUUAAUUAGGUAGUCAAUCAUUUCAAUAAUUGGGUAUUUAGUAAUUUAGGUAAUCAGUCUAAUUUCCAGAAUUAGCUGUCAUACAUAAAAAUGAAAAUUUCUGCAAAAAUGUAGAUCCGAAAAAAAUUCUGAUCAACAAUUUCACAAGUGACGCCUUAACCAUAACUCACUAUGACUCAAAUGCGAGAAGUGGAGCAAACUCACAAUGAAAAACUACAAGACAUUGCUGUAAUUACGUUGGAAAAAAUAAUGAAAAAUGAACUGGCAGACGACUUGCCCGAUGAUGUCCGAAUGGUAAGUGGGGUGUAGUAGGGGGUGUGUUGCUGCCAGGGAUAGAUUCACUUGGGGUGGGAGGGGUGCAAGACUACCGACUAGUGGCUUGCUGCCGUAGCUUCCUUUAAUGUACUUGGUCAACGGUCACACCCUGAACCUCUGUAGUUGAGGUCACCCUGGGUACGAGGAGGAGUUGAGGUUUGAUUUCUGAUUUGUAUACAUGUAUCAUAUUAUCAUUAUUUUUUUGGCAGCUUUUCGUCGACAAAGACACAGUCAUGGGGGCAGUGAGUUCCUCGCAUGAAACUAGAUUGUCAAAGAUUGAUAACAAGGUAUGAUGUAUGAUCAAGAAUUUUAGAUGAAUCAUCAUAUUAGGGGCUGUUCAGACGAGCCAGCUAGCUGGGAUGAAUCGUGUGACGAAAAUUUUUCCCGAACAUAAAAGAUGGUUUGAACGAAAUCAAACUAAGCUAAUUCAACUGAUAGUUUUCGUGAGCGUUUUACCUUGCAAGGCCUUAAGGAAAAUAUCUAUAGUGUUUGAUAUUUUUCACCUCGCGAGGAAUAAAUCUCAAGCUCAGACUUUGUUUUAUCUCAACAGGAGGACGACAUCGUAACCCGAGCAAACCAAAACAUCCAGUCACUCAUUGAAAAUAUCCACACUGAGGAAAUAAAAAGAAAUCGUAAACGUGUCGCAGAAAUUAAUAAUCUCAUUGACCACUUCAGAGAAGAGAUUGACAGCUAUGACAUUGGUGGAAUGACUUAGACCCAGCUAUGGUCAGAUGCAUGUGUUCAAGCUAUGGUGAAAUAUUAUAUGCUAAAUAACGUAAAUGUAUAUAAUAUAAGUCUCUAAGAUGUAAAUACAAUAAGGAUUAAAAUUAUAAUGCUGAAAAGUUUCACUUUUCUGUUAACACAGAGGUAUUUAAAUAUAUCUAAUCUUUUUAAAAAGAAAAACAGUUUAUGUGUAGUAACUUCAAAGUUUCAAUGUAAAUAAUAUUUCAAUUAUUUGUACUAUAUCCAUACUAUGAUUUAUGAUAUUAAGUGAUUAGCACCAUCAGGGCUGUCGAGGUGGGGGGGGGGGCAGGGACCUUCUUGGUGCAGGAUGUAUCAAAGUCAGUAUAAUGGCGAUGUUUUCAUGUUCCGAAUUUUAAGCGCGCGCAAUCUGCAUCAACGGCAUUCUGUGAAUGAUAUUCCAACUGCAACAUUUUUGAAUUCAGAAAUGUUGCAACAAUCCACACAACAAGCAGUGUUCACACACAACGAUAUAAAAACCUGAUGUGUUUAGUCUUCUUUGUAACCAUCCAGCGUGCUUCCACUUGUCAGAUGAAAGAAUAAGGUUGCGGCAGCCAGGCGACUUCGUAGGUCCAUCAAGUCCACCUCGUGUGCCCACUCAACACUACCCCAUUUUUUGAUCU